AUGGUUGAUCCGAGCCUGUACCAGGGAAGCAUGGCGGAAGCGGACAUGCAGAUGGACGGCGACGAGGACGAGGUGGCGAGCAACAUCUCAGCCGACUCGGACGCGCUCGAGCUGCGCGCCGAGGUCGAGCGGUUCGACCUCCAGCAGGAAGCCUUCGUCGCCCGCCAGAGAGCCGAAGCGGCCGGGUUGCCGUACCAGCCACCAGGGCGCACCAAGGCGGCCGGCCAGGGGCGCAAGCCCAGGAAGAGGGUGCACGGCCCGCGCAAGCCGGCCAAGCUGCCGCCGGACAUCCAAUUCCGCAUGUCCCUCGCGACCGAGGCGUUCGAGCGGAAGGACUACGACAGGACCGUUGCGCAUCUGUCCGAGAUCAUCCGCAUCAACAGCGAGGUGUUCAACGCGUGGAUGCUGCUGUCGACGGUGCACGAGACGCUGGGCAACCGCGAGCAGGCCAUCUGGUGCCGCAUCACGGCCGCCCACCUUACGCCGCGCGACGUGGCGCAGUGGAUCAGCACGGCCGAGUACGCGCUCGAGUGCCUCGAGGAACUCGAGGAUGGCACGCCCGAGAAGGACGAGGUGCUGCAGCGCGCCUAUGCCUGCUACACGCAGGCGCUCGAGACGGACCGCUCCAACAUCAUCGCCCGCACCGGCCGGGCCGACGUCAUCAUGAUGAAGGGCAACGCGAGCAAAGCGCUGACCGAGUACCAGAAGGCGCUGAACUACAAGCCGUGGAACAUCCGCACCGUGCGCAACAUUGCCGACGUCGCCCUCGAUGUCAAGGACCGGCGCAGGGGGGCGGAUAUCGCGCGCGGCGCCUACCGCAGGUUGAUCGACCAUCUGCAGGCGACGGGGACUUUCGAGGCCGAGGAGGGUCGGUUCGAGUGGUCGGAUCUGCGCAUCUAUCUCGAGUUCUUCACGACCCUGGAGCAGUGGCAGGAGGGCGCCCGGGAGCUCAAGGAGAUUGCGCGCUGGCUGCUGGGGCGGAGGGCCGAGCGCUACUGGGACGAGUGGGUGGACGAUGACAGGGAGUGGGACAUCCACGACGACAGACGGGUGGUGGUGCCCGGCUUUGAACCCGCGCGGUUCCCUCAGGAGAGCUAUGGUCGGGGGAUGCCCGUUGACUUGCGGGCGAAGCUGUAUGUCUACCGGAGCAGGCUGGGGCUGGAGCACGAGGCGGAUCUGCACCUGCAGUUACUCGACCCUGCGCGGGAAGAAGACUUCAUGGAUUUUCCGGACUGUCUCAAAGACAUCGCCGUCACGCUUCUCGAUCGUGACAGGGCCGACCAGGCGAUCCGCUACUUAGACCUGUACCGGCACAUAGCAACCUCGACCGGAGAGAUCGCCCUGGAUGCCGACUUCUCCGUCUGCCAGGGCCGUUACCACAUGGCGCGGGGCGAGAAGGCCGCGGCCGAGGAGUGCUUCAUUGCGGCCAUCGAGGAGGACGAAGACCACAUCGAGGCUCGCAUACAGCUGGCAAACAUGUACGAGGGCGAGGGAUUGCAGGAAGGCCGGGAGGAGGCGUUCCUGCUGGUGAGAGAAGCCUUGAACCUGGAUGCCAGCGGGACUCGGCGACGACGCGGUCCGCGGAAGCCCAGAGAGGGACCCCCUCGGCCGCGGAGGCCCAGGGACCCGAAUCGGAAGUCAAACUACAUCCACCGGCGCCUGAUCAACGCCGAGAAGAGGAGGGAGCAGGAGCUCAAGAUGGCGGCUGAGGCGGCCAGAAACUUCCAGCGUCUGCAGGAGGUGCAGGACCGCGCCCUGGCAGGCGACGAGCAGGCCACGGCCGAGUGGAUGCAGGCGGCCAAGCUGCUCAUUGACGACUUCCGAUCAUACAAGCAGUUCUAUCCGUGGGAGAAGUACAUCAAGUUCCUAGGCUACGCUCCGCUGGUGCAGGGCCAAGCCGCUGUGCCGGCUCGGAACUUCAAGUUGGCGGCGAUGGAAGAGCGGCUGCGACAGAAGCUCGCGCCCGCCGAAGGCCAGGACCAGACGGCUCGCCCGCCGGCCAGAGUGCUCCCGCAGAACCAUCGCGGCAUCUCGUUCGACAGGUGGCUGGACAUCUUCCUCAACUACGCCUUCAGCCUCGUCCGCGCGGGCCAGCACCGCGAUGCGUACGUCGUCUGCCACGCCGCGCGCGACUCCAUCGUGUGGACCGCGCCCGACUCUGCCUUUCUCAUCCACGUCGCCUGGGCCUCGUGCGCCGUCUACGCGGGCGACGAGGAGACGUGCGUCGCCAUCGCGCGCUACUUCAUGCGCGACUACAUGCCGGGCACCGACUCGUACCGCAUGUUCUCGGCCAUGUGCCGCGUCUGCCAGACGCCCGUGUCGUGGUACACGUCCGGCCCGGCGCAGAAGUUCAUCCUCCGGCAGAUCAAGACCAUGGACAACAUCGUCAUGCGCAAAGGCGACAACAACAACACCGCCGUCGCCGCGCGCUCCGAUGGCCCUAGGUCCGACGACGACCCCGACAUCGCGCUCGACGUUGCCCUCCUCACCAUCUACGGCCACAUCCUCUUCACCACCACGUCGUACACGUACGCACUGAGCUACUUCGCCCGCGCCGCCUCGCUCGACCCGUCCAACCCGCUCAUCAACCUCAGCACGGGGCUCGCCUACAUGCACUACGCCCUCAAGCGCCAGGCCAACAACAGGCAGUACCUGCUGACGCAAGGCUUUGCCUUCCUGUUCCGGUACUACCACGACCGGCUGGCGAACGCCCGCAGCUUACCCGACGAGGACGCGGCGGCAGCUCAGAGACAGGAAGCGCAUUUCAACAUCGCGCGGGCCUACUCGCUAAUUGGGUUGGGAAGCCUGGCGGUCGAGUAUUACAGGAAGGUGCUGGGCGAGGUGGCGCCGGGAAAGACGGGCGUCAUGGGCAGCGAGGACCUCACGGUCGAGGCGGCCUUCAACGUGCGCACGCUGUGUUAUCUGCUGGGGGAUGUGGAGGGGGCGAGGGCAGUCGCGGUGCGGUGGUUGGUCUUGGAAUGA
Molecule: messenger RNA, 2982 nt
Organism: Chaetomium strumarium
Lineage: Eukaryota; Fungi; Ascomycota; Sordariomycetes; Sordariales; Chaetomiaceae
Exons: 1
Coding region: 1-2982 (993 amino acids)
Biological process (GO): transcription by RNA polymerase III
Cellular component (GO): transcription factor TFIIIC complex
Molecular function (GO): protein binding
Source: RefSeq, a predicted model, not a curated record